AUGAUCUCGUUCCCCAGCUAUCUGAAGAUGGACCCCUCAGUGAACGGACUGACGGACAAGAGCGGCCAGGUUGUCCAGACCCAGCCUCAGGGAUCCGUCUUGUCGGCUCACAACAUCACCUACAAGGUCAAAUCUUCCAACUUCUGGUUCGGGAGCAAGGGCGAGAAAGAAAUUCUCUCUGACGUCACAGCUGUGUUCAAGCAAGGAAUGACUGCUGUUAUGGGUCCUACCGGCUCUGGAAAGUCCACGUUACUGGACAUUCUGGCUGGACGCAAAGAUGUCUCUCAGGUGUCCGGUCAAAUGUUGCUGGACGGUCAAGUGUUGCCAGACAACUACAAGUGCAUGGUUGGAUAUGUUGUACAGGAUGAUACAAUCAUGGGCACACUGACUAUCAGAGAGAACUUGCAUUUCUCGGCGGCUCUCAGGCUCCCUCAAACUGUUACCUACAAGGAAAGACAAGAAAAAGUCGACAAAGUCAUUACAGAGUUAGGACUGGACAUGUGUGCGGACACCAGAGUCGGGACAGAGUUUAGUCGUGGAGUCUCGGGUGGCGAGAGGAAGCGAUGCACCAUCGGCAUGGAGUUGAUCAUCUCCCCGGCAGUGCUGCUGCUAGAUGAACCAACCACCGGCCUUGAUGCCGACACGGCCUUCACUGUGCUCGUCUUCUUAAAGAAGUUGUCCAAGAAAGGACGAACCAUCAUCUUCUCCAUCCAUCAGCCCCGCUACUCCAUCUACUCGCUGUUCGAUAGUCUCCUGCUUCUGGUCGCGGGCUCUGUGGUCUACAGCGGCCAGGCUCAUGAAGCCUUGGACUUUUUUGCUGCUCAAG
This is a messenger RNA of Candidula unifasciata, 826 nucleotides long. Lineage: Eukaryota; Metazoa; Mollusca; Gastropoda; Stylommatophora; Geomitridae. The record is from the annotation of a GenBank genome assembly.